Messenger RNA from Thecamonas trahens ATCC 50062, 3174 nucleotides. Its product is annotated as AGC/AKT protein kinase. The transcript is spliced from 2 exons. NCBI's taxonomy places the organism in Eukaryota, Apusomonadida, Apusomonadidae. Gene Ontology annotation, biological process: protein phosphorylation; signal transduction. Gene Ontology annotation, molecular function: protein serine/threonine kinase activity; ATP binding. The record is from RefSeq and is a predicted model, not a curated record. The coding region runs from base 1 to 3165 and encodes 1054 amino acids.
AUGACAGGGACCCCGUUUGCUGUGUUUGGCGUCCCGCUGGCCCAGUCGCUCUCCAAUGCCGGUCAGGCGCCCAACGAGGUGCCGGCUGUGGUUGAUGCUGCCAUCACAGCGCUGCUGGCGCUGCCGAGCCUGCCGGACGGGUUCAGCAUUUCGCUGUCAAACGAUUACCAGAGCGUGCAGAACGUGCGGAUGCAGGCCGAUGAUUGCGAGAGCCCGGAGCUGUCGGGCCUCUCGGCGAGCGAGCUCGUCGACGUGGUGCGGAUGUUUGUCUCCGCGCUGCCGGCGGCGCUCAUUCCAGCCGACACGGCCAAAGCCAUGAUUUUGCUAACGACGACGGCGCCGUCGACCGGCCGCGCCGACAAGUACCGCUACCUGCUGGGCACGCUGGCACCUGCGGAGCGGGCGCUGCUGACGCGGAUCCUGGAAGCCAUCCGCCGGAUGGUCAAGGCGCCUGGCGUGAGCAUGGCCAACGCGGUGGCCGCCUUUGGCCCGGCCUUUAUCCGGGAUCCCGAGUCGAGUACACUGUCCAAGCUCCGGCUCGAUGCACUGCAGCCGCUGGUUGCGGUUCUCGCCGGCGAGUACGCGUCGCUCUUCUCGACGCCGGUAGAGGGCUCGGUUGAGUACGUGUCGUUUGGGGUGACGCGUGCGACGCUUGUUCCGUUCUCGAGCUCUUUUCUGGCGGCCGACGCGUCAGACGUGGUGUUCAUCAUGCGGCAGGCCGGCAACGCGCCGCUGUGGUACGGUGAGUCGAGCUCGGGCGCCGGCCACUUUCCGCCGGCGGCCGUCCAGGUUGUGGGCUUCCUCCCGCCGCUGCACGGCUCGGCGGCGGCGGCGCCGCGCCCCAAGGCCGUGACCUCGAACGCCACGGCGCUCCGUGGCGCGCCGCUCACCAUCUCCAUCGGGGGCAAGACUGUGUACAACGGCGCCAUCCAGCACUCGUCGGCGUUCAAGGAGGCCAUGGCCUCGGCCUCGCCGUCGAUCGCCAUCACUCUUGUGACCGGCGAGACAACCUCGCUGCUCGCUGUCGGCGACAACGCAGUGCUCGAGCACAAGAUGCGGCUGGUGGUUGAAGACUCGCUCCUCCACGCUGUCACCGCCAUGGACCCGGCCAUGCCUGCCGGCGCGGCUCUCUCGAUCGCCGUCACCACCGAGGCCGGCCCAUCGACUGUCCUCAUGUACGUGCCCAAGGGCUCCAAGCUCGUGCACGUCAACGGGGCUCUGGCGACCGCGUUUGGCGUGCCGGCCGGCCUGUGCGAGACGACUGUCGGCGAGGUCUCGUCGACGACAGCCGGCGAGUCGGACGCGCUGCAGCUCGAGGCCGACGUGCCCGACGCCCAGUUUGCUUUUGCGGUGACCGGGCGGGCCGCGGCUGUCGAGCCUGCGGGCGCGUCAACAGCGACUGCGGCAGCGGGAGGUAGUGGCACGGGCGCGGGCGCAAGCGCGGCGGCAACGGGCGCAGGCGCAAGCGCGGCAAACAGCACGGGCGCCAGCAGCUCUGGCGCGAGCGCUGGCGGUGAUGGCGGCGACGACGGCGGCGAGGCGACCUACGGCGGCGCGCCGAUUAUUCUCCAGAUUUGGUUUCGCGAGGGCUCGUACAAGAAGCUCAAGUCGACGUCCGAGACGCCGUGCUUUGAGGUUGUGGCCAAGAUUGCGUCGAACCGGGCGGCCAAGGCCGAGGCGUACACGCUUGCGCUUGUGGCGGCCAAGUCGGACACGCCGUUCAAGUACCUCGGCGACGAAGACCUGCCGUCGGCGGUGCUCAAGUCGAAGCCCGGCUCGCGGCUGAUGUUUGUGCGCAAGCUGCAGCGGUCAGGCGACGCGGCCGUCAACGUCCGCGAGCUCAACCGCAAGUCGUCGGUCUCGAUUGUGCAGGUCUUCUACGAGGAUCACUACUCGUCGUUCCGGUGCUCGCCGGCAACGACAGCGGCCGAGCUGGCGGAGCAGGUCAUGCGCAAGCCGGUCUUUGCCGGAAAGGACCUCUCGGCGUAUGCGCUGUACGAAAAGGUGGGCGAGCUCCAGCGGCAGCUCGAGCCGUCGGAACUCCCGUCCGACCUCUUUACCAAGUACCAGAGCGAGGGCGUGGUCGUCCAGUUUGUGCUCCGUCACAAGACGCUCGAGCUCGGCGAGUAUGCGUUCAUCGAGGAGCGGACGCGGAAGGAGAAGGUCAAGCUCGAGGACUUUGACCUGCUCAAGGUCAUCGGGCGCGGUGGAUACGGCAAGGUCUGCCAGGUGCAGAAGAAGGACACCGGCGGCAUCUACGCCAUGAAGAUCAUCUCCAAGGCGUCGAUUGUCAAGGAGAAGGACCUGCUCCACACCAAGGAGGAGCAGCGGAUCCUGGCGUCGAUCAAGCACCCGUUCCUCCUCCACCUACAGUACUCGUUCCAGACGCCCGAGAAGCUGUACCUGGUCAUGGACUACAUCAACGGCGGCGAGCUCUUCUUCCACCUCUCGAACGAGGGCUUCUUCCCCGAGGAGCAGGCCAAGUUCUACACGGCCGAACUCGUCCUCGCCCUCGACCACCUCCACUCGCACAACAUCCUCUACCGUGACCUCAAGCCCGAGAACGUGCUCCUCGACGCCGAGGGCCACGUCCGGCUCUGUGACUUUGGCCUGUGCAAGGCCACGGCGUCGACGACCGGCACCCUCUGCGGCACGGCCGAGUAUCUCGCGCCCGAGAUGCUCAAGGGCGAGGGCUACGGGCCCGAGGUCGAUUGGUGGGAGGUCGGCGUGCUCAUGUACGAGAUGCGGACCGGUGCCCCGCCGUUUGUGGCCGAAGAGGGCGAGUCACAGGUCGACCUCUUCCGCAAGGUCCUCUACUCGAACCCGCCGGUCGACCCGGCGGUGUUCUCGGACAACGCAGCCUCGCUUCUCCUCGGCCUCAUGGAGAAGGACCCCUCCCAGCGGCUCGGCUCUAACUCAGUCGAGGACAUCAAGAGCCAUCCGUUCUUUGCCUGCUACGACUGGGACGCCCUUUACAACCGCCAGAUCGAGCCGCCGUUCAAGCCCAACGUCGCCGACGCCUCGUCCACCGCCAACGUCGACGAGGAAUUCCUCAACAUGUCUGUCGCCGACACCCUUGUCGAGCCCUCGGAGCUGUCUUCGGUCGUCCAGGGCUCGGCCUUUGAUGGCUUCUCCUACGUCGCCGACUCUGCCUUUAACAACUGAUACCAAUUA